This is a messenger RNA of Sinocyclocheilus rhinocerous, 9571 nucleotides long. RefSeq names its product proline-rich protein 12-like. The transcript is spliced from 17 exons. Bases 119 to 7915 code for a protein of 2598 amino acids. Lineage: Eukaryota; Metazoa; Chordata; Actinopteri; Cypriniformes; Cyprinidae. The record is from RefSeq and is a predicted model, not a curated record.
AGACAUUGAGCGCAUAUGAAAAAAGACACGGGGAGAGAUAGUGUGUUAGAAUUUAGGAAAUACCUCCCUCCCCUUCCCCCUGUCUAUCUCUCCAUCUUCACCCCUUGUCUCUUCUUUAAUGGAUAGAAAUUAUCCUGGCACAGGAUUCGGUGAUCUGGGCGCUGGAACGGGAUGGAGUUACGAGAGAUCGGCGAAGGCAAGUUUGGUUUAUGGGAGCUCCAGAUCCUCCCAUCCAGACUCAGAACUCCUCCACCGUCAAGCUUAUGCCACACCACACCCCCUGCAAGGAUAUGCAACAAAUCAUCAUCCAGGCACCUCUGGACAAGGCGGAGCAUGGGGCACAGGAAGGAGCUUAGGGCUCUCAGGCUUGUUUGAUACUGGACUACAUCAUGCCAGUCCCUCAGGACCAGAUGCUUCAGUUAUGAACUUGAUCUCUGCUUUGGAAUCCCGAGGUGCUCAGCCACCCCCCUCUGCCUCUUCCCUUCUCUCCCAAUUUCGCACCCCCUCUUGGCAAACUGCAAUGCACACUCCAGCCCCUGCAGAGCUAUUCAUUUCUGGUGCACUACCUGGCUCUGGCUCAUUUCCCUCUUCCUCUGCUCUGUCGGCAUAUCAGCACCCUGCAUCCUUCUCAGGGCGCUCCUUCCCUGGAGUGACCCCAUCAUUAUCUCUGCAGGACACGCCUACCUUCAGUCCUACUUCCAACGGUCUCCUGUCACCACAUGAUCCUUUGCUACACAUUAAAACACCCUCCCAGUCAAGUCUUGGCUUUGACCGUCUUCUGUCUUCACAGAGUGGGACUGCUUCAUAUAGAGGGCCACAAGAGCCCACUAGUGCUCCUCCACCACAAGCACCUGCAUCCUCCUCAACACGCCAUUUACCGCCUCAGUUUAACCUGCUGUCCUCACAACUGCAGGAUCAGUCCUCUCAACUCUACAAUUCCUCUGUUUUUUCUUCUGUACUCCCUCAACCGCCACAGUCCCAGGAAAGAGCCAUCCCUAGGCAAGACAGUGUGAUCAAGCACUACCAGAGACCUUCUCCUGGACAGUCUCAACUAUCCUCUUCCACACCUCAUCCCCUACAACACUAUCUUAGUUGUGGUGCAUCAGGAUACCAGCAGAUAUCCCAUCAUCGGCAUGGUUCCUCCAUAAACUGUAGCCCACUGGGUGAACCGAGCCCAUCAUCUGACCCCAAACCCUCUCCCCGAUCAGAGCAGGUAUAUCGUCCUAUUAUCCAGCCCCCGUACACCUCCUCCUCAGCUGGCUCGGGUGGUGGUAUUGGGAAAACAGGAAAGAGUUCCAGUUCAAGUAGUGGCUAUUCUUCCUCUGGCUCUUCCUCAUCUCGAACCCCUCACACUCCUCCUUCAGCUUCUUCCACCUCCUCUUCUUCCUCCUCUGCCUCUAAUCCUAAUGUUUCAUCCAGUACCUCCUCUGCACCCUCAAGGCAGCAACCACAACCCCAGUCAGCACCACAACCCCCGCCACCUCCACCACCAACAGUGUCAUCCUCUGCUACGCAGCAGCAGCCACCCAAACCUUGCCUGUCUACAUAUGGCUCUCCAGUUGCUCCUGUCAAGCCAACUGCUGGCCUUCCUGGUCAGACCCCACCACAGCAGCAGUCAUAUUCACCAAGCCAGCCACCCACCUCUCACUUGCCCCAGACAUAUGGAGGAUUCAGUUCUCCACAGGCUCAGGAUCUUGGUUCCAGCCAUGGGGGGUCAGGAAAAGCUUAUGGAAAUCUUGGCGCUACGGGGCGUUCAUUUUCAGCUGAGGUGGUUUAUGGUUCUGAUUCAGGAUAUGGUUCUUUGCCACCAUCUCUCGGAGGGGCAGGGAGUCCCUCAAUGGGCUAUGGCGGUACAGGACAUUCACCUGCACUAAUGGUGUCUGGAGGUGGUACCGGUACAACAAGCAGUACCACGGGAUCUGGAGCAGGUAGUUCAGGAAGUGUGGGGGGUGGUUCAGGUGGUGGUAGUGCUAGUGUAGCAAGUGGUGGAGGAUCAUACCACCUCCCGGAUUCCAGCCCUUCACCGUCAAGUAAUUCUGGAAUAAUUCACCCAGGUCUGCACUCUCCUGCCCCAACUUGCCCUGCACAAUCACCUGGAGGAAAUGGGGGCAACAAGUACCUAUCCUCAGUUCUUUCCCCAGCAUUCCUGGCUUCUCCACAAGGAUACUCAGACACAAGGGUGCCACCCCAGCAAACACAGUCUUAUCACACAACGCCGCCAAAAUCUAAGUCUGAUUCUGAUAUGCUUGGGGUAGAAAGAUCUCAAGAAGAGGAUGAAGAAGAUGAGGAUGACUUUUUGAUUCAGCACUUACUGCACUCACAGAGUCCAGCACCCAAUCCCUCCCAGCAUCAUUCUCAACAAGCUCAGCAAGUAGCCUCACAACAACCGCAGUCCCAGUCCAUUUCCCAGAGUAGAGAUGGAGGGAAAUCUCUCUCUGCAUAUGAACUGAACAAGGCAUCUGAAGAACGUUAUCAUCUACAGAGUGUCAUUCGGACCAAUAAUACCACCAACAAUGUGGCUUCAGUUGCUGCUGGCUCUUGUGGUCCAGGCACAGGUUUAGAGAACCAGUUGGAGAUGUCUCUGAAAAAGCAGCAGCAGACUAAGUCUGAUCGAGUGCUUGCUGGAUCUGGUGCAACUGGAGGUCGAGGUGCAGUUGACUCUUUGUCUCAUACUCAUUCCCAUGGUCAACAUGACUCCCUAGGUUCAGUGGUCCACUAUGGCAGAGGAGACCCUUACGCUCAUCAAACACAUCAACAUCACCCUCCUCACCCAUCGCACUCGCAACACCCUCAGCAUUCACAGCACUCUCACCCCCAUUCAAUGUCCCACUCACAUAUAGAUCUUAAGAAAGCUCAGGAUCCUUCAGAAUUACCCUACCUACGAAAGACUCCAGACUUGCAGCAGCGACAGACCCAGUCCUCCCUUGGACUAAUGGAUUCUCCACCCGACCCAUCUCAGCAAACCUCCCAGGCUCACCUUCUCCAGUCUGUCCUUUCACAUACCACUCGAAACAAGAUGGACAACCAACAGACUCCCUCACAGCAACAACAACAACAACACCCAAUGAGUCAACAAGCCAUGAUUGGACCAAAUGGAGUAUUAGGUACUGGUGGCUCUGGAGGAGUAGACACACAGCCACAGGCCUCUCAACUUCAACUCCAGCUCCAGUCCCAAACUAUGGAGGUCCACUAUGGACGUGAGGCUCAGCAAAACCAAAGCCAGUCAAGUCAGAAUUCUGUUUCACCACUAGACAUGCUAGAGAGAUCUCUCUCCAGGACAAACAGUGUGGAAGGGCCAGGGUCCACUGAUAGAGUUGGUGCAGGAGAUGCGAGCACAGCUGAUCAUCAUAGACAACAGCAACAACAUAGGAUGUCCUCACACCAUCAAUCCCACCACUCUCAACAACCAGCAGCAGAGCUUGAUUUCUUGUCCGAGUCUGAUUUGAGCAUGUCAACCCCCUCUCAUUUGCAUCUUAUGGCCUCACACCAUCCACCCCCUCAUUCCCUCCAUCAACCACAGGCACACUCUCACCAUCAACAUCCUCACCAGCACCCUCACCACAUGCAACUAGCUUCUGGACCUCCACAGCCCCAGUCACAGCCCAGGGAACAAGAGCCACAGCUCUCACAGCCACAGCUGGAUCAGCUCAAAGAGCAUCAAUAUGACACUGGUAGCCCUGUGGGAAAAACAGCUCAGAACCAGGGUCAGAGCCAAGAGCAGCAACAACGGUUCAUGCCACUGACAUCUAUUUGUUUCCCAGAUUCUCUUCUCCAAGAUGAGGAUCGUUCCUUUUUUCCAGGGAUGGAGGAUAUGUUCUGCUCUGAGGACUACAAGGCAAGUUGUGCUGGAGGAGGUGGAAGUGUAGGACAAGGGGGUCAGGAUGGUGUGCCAGAGGCACGUGGAACAGUACAAGAUGGAAUGGAUGCAGUUAAAGCUACAGGUGGUGGAGGUGCAUAUGACAUGAUGGGUCAUCAUGGUGAUCAGGAGUAUGGGCAGUAUUGUCACAGUUUGUCUGAAUCUGGCAAUGGUACUAUGCACUUAGAUCUGGACCCCUUGAAAUCCCAUGAACUCCCAUCCACUGUAAACACAGAACAACUAGGCUUAAUUCAGUCUCAGGGCCCAGGCCUUGGGAUGGGCAGCACGGGACACGUAGUGGACGGAACUGGAAACAAAAUGAUGGGCUCUGCAGGUGUAGGUAGUGGUCCUGGCACAGCAGGGCUCACCUCACCAAUCUUUUGUUCCUCUAGACCUAAAAAACUUUUGAAAACAAGCUCAUUUCACCUCCUUAAACAGCGGAAAGACCCUAAUGCCCAAUCACAGGCUAAGAAGAACUAUGCUCAAGAAUAUGAAUUUGAGGAUGACGAGGAUAAAGCAGAUGUUCCAGCUGACAUCCGCUUAAACAGCAGACGUCUGCCUGACUUGCUUCCUGAUCUCGUUUCCAGUUGCAGAAAGUCUGGAAGUGGUUCAGGAGUUGGCAGUUUAAGCCCUUUGAUGGGUGAUUUAGAUUUCUGCCACCCCUCAGGGUACCCAUCCCUUGGACCUCCUCCACAGCUGCUCCCACAUGAUGGCACAAAGAAAAGGGGGAGGAAACCCACCAAACCUAAACGUGAAGGUCCACCAAGACCCAGGGGUAGGCCACGUAUUCGGCCUCUCCCCGAGCCUCCUUAUUGCAGGAACAUGAUGGGACCUGGUGGAGAGAGUAAAAGGGGCCGUGGGCGAGGAAGAGGGCGUGGAAGGAAAGAUGAUCAAAUGCUAGAAAUGCACAGAGACAUGAACAAGGGGCAGAAUUACCAACAACAAGCACCUCACCUCCAUCAUCAACCACAGUUACAACAGCACAUGCACCACCAUCUACAGCAACAACAGCAACACCAACCACAACAUAUGCACCAACAGCAGCACCUACAUGUACAACAACUUCAUCAACAGCAACACCAUCAACAACUUGCACAGCAUCAGCCUCAGCAACAAUACCAGGAACCCAUCAAACCAAUCAAAAUUAAGCUCCCUAUUCCUUCCAUGCCCUCAUCUGACUCCCUACUGAGGACAGACUCCCUGUCUAGUACAGAUCCAGUUUUGUCUGAUGGUUCGGUAGGAUCUGCACCAUCUCUUGGUUUGAGUCCAGGGCCCACUACCAUUGUGGACAUGAACAGAAUUGACAUGAAUAGAAAUGAUAUGAGCUGUGGUCAGGAAAAGAUGAAGCAGAAACCCCAAGAGAUGUCCUGGGAUGGAGACAUGGAUGACCAAAUGACCCCAGAGGCCUGGGCUACCAUGCAGAAGCUUUCCGGCUCAACGGAGGAGAAAUCUUCAGAGCUGAAGUCAGGUUUUAUAACUUCCUUUCUGGAUUUCUUGAAAACGGGGAAGAAGCAGCUGGGCACUGAAGCUCCACCUGUGGAUGGGUGCACUUCCACAGAUUCCUCUUCAGUAAAGGGAGGCAUCCGCCCAUUAUCCCCACAACCACCUCCUCCUCCACCUCCCCCCUUUGGAGAGAACGAGAGUGAUGGAAGCCUGGGUCUCAGUAACUGUCCCUCCCCCUGUAAAAGACUUGACGAGGAGCUCAAGAGGAACCUGGAGACCCUGCCGUCGUUCUCCUCAGACGAGGAAGACUCGGUCAGUAAGAACCAGGACCUGCAGAAGAGCAUCUCAUCCGCCAUUUCUGCUCUCUAUGACACGGCCCACAGUCUCGCUGCCAUUCCACCUCCUCCUACGCCAUCGCCGCCCACUCCGCAGACGGUGUCUCUUAACACACCCCCUCCACCCCCACAACCUGAAUCUGUCCUGCUCACUGAACCUGAGAUGGAGAUAAACACGUCACAGGAGCUGGAUUCGCUCUCACGGCCCAACCUGCAGGAGGAGGCACAUGUUCCAGGCAAGGGUGAGGAACGGGAAGAACCUGUGCAGGAGGUACAUGAAGACAUACAGCAGAAAGAAGACAGACAGACUGAAUGUGAGGAGUUGGAAGAAGACAUAAGGGCGAAGGAGGAAGCUGAUCAGAUAAGGACAGAGGAGAGCAAGCCGGAAGAAGAAGAAGAAGUAGAAGAGCCAGAGUAUGAAAUGCUGGGUGCUCCCAAGGUUGAUGGAUCUCCAUCCGAGCUUCCCCUUGCACCCCCUUCUCCUCCAUCUCUUUCUCCUUCUCCCCCAGCCUCCUCCUCCCCAUCCCCUCUGCCUCCUCCUCCUCUGUCUCUCCCCUCCCCUCUCCCAUCUCAAGAAGAGGAGCAGCAGCAACAGCCACCACUGCAUAAUUCCCUGCCUCCCAGCCCUUCUCCACCUGCUCUCCCCCCCACCCCCGAAGAUGCCCCAACGCCUCAGAUCACUUCACUGCACCUGGCUAAGAAACAGUCCAACGCGUCGCUCGCCGGAGAGAGUGAGGAUGAUGACAGUGAGAGUGGGGGGGAGGGGAUCUUCAGAGAGAGGGAUGAAUUUGUGGUGCGCACUGAAGAUAUUGGUACUCUUAAGCUGGCGCUGCAGACCGGACGAGAGCCUCCUCCAAUCUGGAGGGUCCAGAAAGCUCUGCUGCAGAAGUUUGCUCCUGAAAUCAAAGAUGGACAGCGGCAGUUUUGUGCUACAAGUAAUUAUUUGGGCUACUUUGGAGAUGCAAAGAUGCGUUAUCAGCGUUUAUAUGUCAAAUUCUUGGAGAAUGUGAAUAAAAAGGAUUAUGUCCGAGUGUGCUCGCGGAAACCCUGGCAUCGGCCCAGUCUCACACUGAGACGCCAGUCACUUCCUAAGCCACAACCUGUACGUAGCUUGACUCCACCUCGCAUGGAACGAGAGGAUAGAGAGAAAGAGAGAGAGAGACAACGGGAACAAAGGGAAAAAGAAAAGGAGAAAGAGAGAGAAAGAGAAAAGGAAAGGGAGCGAGAACGAGAGAGGGAACAGAUCGAGAAAUCUAGGAGAGAAAAGGAGAGAGAACUUGAAAAGCAAAAAGGGAGGGAGAAACAAAAAGAAAGGGAAAGAGAGAAGGAAAGGGAAAAACAAAGAGAGAAAGAAAAGGAAAAGGAAAAACAAAAGGAGAGAGAGAGGCAAAGAGAAAAGGAGAAAGAGAAGGACAGGGAAAAACAACGAGAGAAGGAGAGGGAGAAAGAGCGAGAGAAGGAAAAGAAGCUCCAAGAGCGACAAACUCAAGAGAAGCUGGAGAGGAGAACGGCCGUUGUGGAGCGCGGGAGGGUCAAAGAGGAGAAAAGAGAUGGAGAGAAGAGGGUCGACAGGACGAGGAGCAGACCUGUGAAAGUAAAGGCAGAACCUCCACCUAAAAAGAGGAAGAAGUGGCUUAAAGAAAUGCCCUCUUCAUCUGAUUCAGUCUCCUCCCCUGACCCGCCCAGUGAGGAGGAAGUAUCCACACGGAGUGGGAUGAACAGUCGGGCCAUGAGAGAGAUGUUCCGCAGUUAUGUAGAGAUGCUGGUCAGCACUGCUCUGGACCCGGACAUGAUCCAAGCUCUUGAGGACACCAACGAUGAGCUUUAUCUCCCACCCAUGAGAAAGAUUGACAGUAUCCUCAACGAACAGAAACGAAGGCUGUUAAGAAGGGUCAACAUGAGUGUACAGCAUCAGGAGGCACUGCACAUGUUCCCUCAAAUGACAGCAGACCCCCUAGACUCUGGAGCGGUUAAAGUGCACCUGGGUGGAGAGAGUUACAACCGCAAAACCCUCAACAGAGUCAAAAGGAGCCUUCCCAAACAGCAGGACCUGAAGCUGUCAACAGAGACUUGUCGAAUAUACAGUCUCUAUCACUCUCUCCAUCACUACAAAUAUCACACAUUUCUGCACUGUAAAAAAGAGACGGACAGCAUAGAGCAGGCAGCGGAGGAGGAUCCAGGUCAGGAGGAGGUGGUUCAGCAGUGCAUGGCCAACCAGGGCUGGCUAGAGACUCUGUUCAAUUCCUUCAUUGAACUGCUGACGCUCAGCACCAAGGCUUAAGAUUCAGCUGUCGACGUUCCAAGCACGUCCUAUUUGGAGAAGGGAGAAACUCCUCUUUCUCAAACAAAGCCGGUGCACCUCCAGGUUGCAGGAAAAUUAGAUUUUCCUUUGCAGAAUGUGUAAGAGCCACUGGCGGUUUAAGCUGUUGCAUUUUAACAUAAAAAUGUUUUUGUAAAGCUUUCAUUCCUCUCUCUUUCAUUAUGUGUCAGCUCCCUGCAACGGGAGCCACAGGGAGACGGUAUGAAAACAAAAAAAAAAAAAGAGCGAGAAUGUGUAAAGACAGUUGUCUGCACAGAGACGAAUAAAGAUAGUGCCAAAGGGAACAGGGUUGAAAACCUCACUGGUCAGCAAUGUUUUGGCAGAGGUGAGCUUUGAAUGCUAUGUUCCAUGCACACUCUUAUAUAUAAAUAUGUAUUAUGAACAAUUAUGAUUUGUAUUAUUUAUACAUUGACAUUUAUACAUGGUUACCUCCCAAAGCUGAGGCGGUUUGCUGUUAUUAUUUUGAAUAAUAAUGUUCAUGUUUUAUGAGAGUGUACAUGAAAUGGGCCACCCGUAACCCCCUAUUCUUCCUGUCCCCUAAACUGAAGGACAAGGUGGACAAAAGAGCGGGGUCAAAGCAGUGUGUAGUAAAUUUUUUGUCAAAAAAUAGAGCAAAAGAAAAAUGUAUUUAAAAUAAAAAAAAAAAUCUUUCUGUUCUUUAAAAGAAAAUGCUGGAAAAGAGGUGUAUUUGUUCGUUUUCUCAAAGAAAACACGACGGUGCAGAGGGAUGUAAUAGUUUUAAAGUGUGCAAAAUGUCUGUGUUUACUGUUUGUUUUUUAUCUGCUUGUUGUUUACUAUGAUAAUUAUUGUUAUUAUUAUUAUUAUUAUGGAGGUUUGCUUAUUUCUCUCUUCUGUAAAUAUUGUACAGUUGCUUCAGUCUCUCUCUACCUGUCCCUCAUCUGUACAUGAAUCCUCCUGUAUUUGACAAACGCAAAUAAAAGAAAAGAAAAAUGAGUUUAUGAAAAUGAUGCAUUUUCACACAAGACUGCCUUGGAAAUUUUUUUUUUUCGUUUUAUUUGUUCUAGACAUACUUGCUGGUAUUUUGCACGGGCUUUAUACGGGUAGGAAUGAUAUCUUGGAGGGAAAUACAUUGGAAAUCAAGCAGUACAGUCAAAAAAUAACCUGCUCUAAAUAUUGUACUUAGGUUCAAAGUUUACUAACCAUUUUGUAAAUGAAAACGUUUCUCUGAGGAUGUAUUUUUAUUCAGCGUUCUCGGUGCAGAGCGUUAGAUUGAUCCAUGGCAGUUCUCUUCAAGGUAAACGUUCCACUCCUGCUAGAGCGCGAAAAAAGAACUGCGUUUCCUGUUGUUACCAUGGUAACAUAGCCAUGGCAACACCAGCAGCAUUUUCCAGGAGUGUUUGUCUGUCUUUGGUGUGAUGGCUGUCUCUCUUUGUCUCUUUCUUUCUCCUUUGCUUCUUAGUAGCUUCCUAUUUUACGGUUUCUAGCUCAUCGUGACUCACAAGAGUUAUUACAAAGAAAUGACAUUCUCAGCUAUUUUGUGUAGCCUACAUUAUAAAUUAUUUCUUGCCUGCCUUAUUUUUUUUCUUCACACAUCAUACAGAGCUUCGUUUAUUCUGUUUUCUGUCUCAAUAGAAUUUCCUUUUACAUACACCAACU